UUGUUUUGUCAUAUAUAAAUAUGGUGAUUUGAUCAAGUUGAUCACUCAAUUGUUUACUCUCAUUUCAAACUAAAAACAUUGUGAAAAUGUCCAAAUUUACAGUAAAAGAGCUACUUGGACUAAUUAAACUUCUUCGAAUCGACGUAUUCUUUCUUCUUGCCAAUAUUCUUGUUUCAUUACCCAGUAUCGCAUUCAACCAACUUGUCCAAGAUAAAAUAUGUACCAACAAAUUUUCCGUCAAUGAAACCGUGUGUUUAAACUUGGAAAAAUCUGAACCAGGCUAUGAUUUUAUACGAAAUCAAGUUUUAAAAGAAACGACAUCACUGAAACUGUAUUUAAAUAUACUGACAACUUUACCAUCAAUAUUCAUAUCAGUCAUUCUGGGACAUUGGCUGGACACAUAUCCAGGACAUUUACGGUACCUUCUUGCUAGUUCAGUUUUCUCAAUCAUCUGUCAGAAUGUGUUCACCAUCUAUCAAUGUUUUCAUUUUCAAUUGGAUUCCUAUUCACUAAUUUACACAUAUUUGGUUCCCGUUUUGACUGGAAGUGGAACUAUCAUUCAAUUAGGAACCUACACUUAUGCCACCAGAAAAACUCCAGCUAAAUAUAGAGCUCUGAGAUUCACGGUACUCGAGAUAUGUUUAUUUGCAUCUUUGCCCAUAUCAAGCAUUUUUGGAGGCCGUAUACUCGAAUCCAAACCUUGGUUUCCAAAUCAACUCCGUAACUACAUUGGAGUAUAUAUUGUCUCAUCUAUAUGUGGACUCAUUGCGGCAGUUUGGGCUAUUGUAAUGAUAUAUGAUUCUGCUGAAAGUGUUAAUGAAAAUGUGAAAUCAGAUGAACCAGGUUCAGAUGAAGUUAAAAAUGAGAAAAAGAAAUCUUUGGCUCAAGUAGUCUGUGAUCUAAUCAAUCCCAAUAACUAUUUGGAUGCAGCUCGUUGUAUUUUCAAAAGGAAACCCAAUAACGCUCAUUGGUUUCUUUUUUCAUCAAUAAUUGCAGGCUAUGUAUCCAGUAUGGCCUACGUUGGUGAACAAGCGAUUUCAUAUCAAUUCGCCCAAAGAGUCUACCAUUUUAAUGCAGAAAAAAUUGGUUAUUAUGGUUCAUUUCCGAUCUUGUUUCUUGCUAUAGGUGCUCUUUUGGGUCCUCCUUUAUUCAUACAUUGGUUGAAGUUUCAUGAUAGUACAGUCUCUGCAAUUAGUUAUGCUUCAAUGAUGUUUAAUUUUAUGAUCAAAGGAAUCGUCUAUGAUCCAAUCGUUUAUUUCCUCACCAUUAUUGGUAUUUUUGCCGGUGUUUCUCUUGUUCUUGAUCGAGUCAUCCUUUCCCGGAUGAUUGAACCUACUGAAAUUGGUCGAGUUUACGCCGUUACAGGGAUUAUUGGAGGUUUAGUUCCGACUGUAUCUUCAUUGUUUUAUACGAAAAUUUUUCAAGCAACAAUAGAUUCCAAUCCAGGUCUUGUUUACUUGUGUUCAGGGUUGUUAUUCGGUUAUCCUGUGAUUAAUUCCAUUAUACUCUCUAUAGCUAGAAAUAAAUGGGAUCUGGAGUUAAUUAAGAAACGAAAACAAACUCCAACUGAUAAAGAGAUGGAUAAAAGUUAAAAUUUAAACAUGGGAAUCGUCAUUUCAAUAUUCACAAAUAACUCGCCACUUCCAUAUCUCAAGAUUAUAUGCUACAAAAAAAUUAUAACAUUGGAUUGCUAUUGACUUUAGAUUUGAGACUUUAUUUGUAAAAUUAAAUGGUUGCCAAACACAAAA
Molecule: messenger RNA, 1748 nt
Organism: Tetranychus urticae (two-spotted spider mite)
Lineage: Eukaryota; Metazoa; Arthropoda; Arachnida; Trombidiformes; Tetranychidae
Product: putative peptidoglycan muropeptide transporter SLC46
Biological process (GO): transmembrane transport
Cellular component (GO): membrane
Molecular function (GO): transmembrane transporter activity
Source: RefSeq, a predicted model, not a curated record